GGUUUUUACUGGAUACUGUGAAUGACAAUUCAGGAACUCCUGCUGGCACCGCAUGUAGCGCAAAGAAGGAGGCGUAAACACGGACAGCUAGGUAGCCAUCAAGGUUAUGGAGAUGAGCAGCAACAGUGAGUGCUUUGGAUGUGGCCGCUCUGGACAUUGGGUGAAGCACUGCCCUAAUGCCAGUGGUGCACGUGGACGUGGGAGGGGCCGGGGGCGAGGCAAGGAGCUCUUCUGCUAUCGAUGUGGAGACCAGGGACACAUGGCCAGGGACUGUGACCAAACUGAGGAUGCGUGCUACAACUGCCACAGGAGUGGUCACAUUUCCCGGGACUGCAAGGAGCCCAAAAAGGAGAGAGAGCAGCUUUGCUACACUUGCGGCAAAGCUGGUCACAUGGCCCGCGAUUGCGACCAUGCCAAUGAGCAGAAGUGCUACUCCUGCGGUGGAUUUGGCCACAUCCAGAAACUAUGUGAUAAGGUGAAAUGUUACAGGUGUGGUGAGAUUGGUCAUGUUGCCGUGCAUUGCAGUAAAGCCAGCGAGACUAACUGCUACAACUGUGGAAAGGCAGGCCACCUGGCAAAAGAGUGCACCAUCGAAGCAACCGCAUAAUCAGUGCCCUCUGUUGCCCCUCCUUUUUUUUUCAGAUUGAUGGUUGGUUGUAUUAUUUUCUCUGAAUCCUCUUCACUGGCCAAAGGUUGGCUAACAGAGGCUAGUCCCAGGCCAGUGAGCCUCUCGACAUGUAAUACAAUGAAAGGGGUGAAAAAAAAAAUCUUUCUGCAUUCAAUACAAAAAUGUUUUAGUUUGGUAGCGGUGUUAUGUAUAAUGCUUUGUCAAAGAAACCCCCCUUUCCAAGCCACUGGUGAUCAGCAAUGAAAAAAUGGGACUAAACAUAUGGGAAUCUAUAGGACCUCUGAGCUUGUGGAAGUGCGUCUCAGUAAAAUGAGAUGAAGAAGGGAGUAAAUGGAAACCAAACUUCCAUGUGCGGUUUUUUGGGUUUGUUUUAGUGGAAUAUGAGUUGGCCAAGAGAGUAUGACAUGGAAACAGUUCAUAAUGAUGCAUUUCAGCCCUACACGCAGCUACAAGUGGGCGAUAACAAACUACAUGUUAUAUUACUAAGGUAUAAAAAUUUUGGAGGUAUUAAAAGAAACAUGCUCUUUUAUAGAAAUCUGUUUACAAUUUAAAUAUCACUUAGUAGUCCAAGGUAGACUUUUUUCUUUUUUUCUUUUUUUUUCUUUCUUUUUUUACCUUGGCAAAAAUUUAACAUCAAGAACAGUUGUCAGAAAUGCAGAAUUUGGAGUUAUUUGGGAAUGAAAAAUGUUUUCACAGAAAUCAAAAUGUUAUUUUUGUACAAUAUCACUUAGACUACUGUAUAAAUACCAUUUGCUUGUACUCAGUUUUUAAGUCGGAAGGAAAGUGCAACUGAAGUCCUAGAAAAUAGAAAUGUAAUUUUAAACUAUCAAUAAAGCUGGAGGAGCACGGG
This is a messenger RNA of Melanotaenia boesemani (Boeseman's rainbowfish), 1478 nucleotides long. RefSeq names its product CCHC-type zinc finger, nucleic acid binding protein a (gene cnbpa). The transcript is spliced from 5 exons. Bases 107 to 607 code for a protein of 166 amino acids. Gene Ontology annotation, cellular component: cytoplasm. Gene Ontology annotation, molecular function: zinc ion binding; single-stranded RNA binding; translation regulator activity. Gene Ontology annotation, biological process: positive regulation of cytoplasmic translation. NCBI's taxonomy places the organism in Eukaryota, Metazoa, Chordata, Actinopteri, Atheriniformes, Melanotaeniidae. The record is from RefSeq and is a predicted model, not a curated record.